This is a messenger RNA of Labrus mixtus (cuckoo wrasse), 6989 nucleotides long. RefSeq names its product adhesion G protein-coupled receptor L3.1 (gene adgrl3.1). Gene Ontology annotation, cellular component: cell-cell junction; axon; membrane. Bases 29 to 4921 code for a protein of 1630 amino acids. Lineage: Eukaryota; Metazoa; Chordata; Actinopteri; Labriformes; Labridae. Gene Ontology annotation, biological process: synapse assembly; cell surface receptor signaling pathway; adenylate cyclase-activating G protein-coupled receptor signaling pathway. The record is from RefSeq and is a predicted model, not a curated record. The transcript has 24 exons. Gene Ontology annotation, molecular function: G protein-coupled receptor activity; carbohydrate binding.
CUGUGUUUGUGUUUGUUUGCAGGUCUGUAUGGUGUCAGGAGCACUGAGCUGUGACAAAAACAGCUCACCACAAGAGCGUCUGAGCUCAGCAGGGAGAACCUCCAUAUCUACAUCCAGGUCAACCUCAGACGUCAUGUGGAUCAGAUGCCUGCUCUUCGUCUCCACCCUGUUUGCUCCCAUAGCAUUAGUCUCCGGCCGUGCCCCCAUCCCCAUGGCGGUGGUGCGCCGGGAGCUGUCCUGCGAGUCCUACCCGAUUGAGCUGCGCUGCCCGGGGACCGAUGUCAUCAUGAUAGAGAGCGCCAACUACGGCCGCACCGACGACAAGAUCUGCGACUCGGACCCCGCCCAGAUGGAGAACACGCGGUGCUACCUCCCUGACGCCUACAAGAUCAUGUCACUCAGAUGCAACAACCGUACCCAGUGUGCAGUGGUGGCUGGGCCUGACGUCUUCCCUGACCCCUGCCCGGGCACUUACAAAUACCUGGAAGUCCAAUACGAGUGUGUCCCAUACAAAGUCGAACAAAAAGUUUUUCUGUGCCCCGGCAUUCUGCGCGGGGUCUACCAAAGCGAGCAUCUCUUCGAGUCGGACCACCAGUCGGGCGCUUGGUGCAAAGACCCUCUGCAGGCCUCGGACAAGAUCUACUACAUGCCGUGGACGCCGUACCGCACGGACACGCUGACAGAGUACUCGUCCAAGGAGGAUUUCAUCGCGGGGCGUCCCACCACCACCUACAAGCUCCCGCACCGCGUGGACGGGACCGGUUUCGUGGUCUACGACGGCGCGCUCUUCUUCAACAAGGAGCGCACGCGCAACAUCGUGAAGUUCGACCUGCGCACGCGCAUCAAGAGCGGCGAGGCCAUCAUCGCCAACGCCAACUACCACGACACCUCGCCGUACCGCUGGGGGGGCAAGUCGGACAUCGACCUGGCGGUGGACGAGAACGGCCUGUGGGUGAUCUACGCCACGGAGCAGAACAACGGGCGCAUCGUGGUGAGCCAGCUCAACCCGUACACGCUGCGCAUCGAGGGCUCGUCGGACACCAGCUACGACAAGCGCUCGGCCUCCAACGCCUUCAUGAUCUGCGGCGUCCUGUACGUGGUCAAAACCGUCUACGAGGACGACGACAACGAAGGGACAGGGAACAAAAUCGACUACAUGUACAACACGGACAAGGGCAAGGAGAUGACGGUGAACAUACCCUUCCCCAACUCGUACCAGUACAUCGCUGCAGUGGAUUACAACCCGAGAGACAACCUGCUGUACGUGUGGAAUAACUACCACGUGGUCAAGUACUCGCUGGACUUCGGCAACAAUGACUAUCGCCCACCUCCCAUGUUGCCUCCCAGCCGAGGAGGAGGAGGAGGAGGAGGAGGAGGAGGAAGUGUAGGAGGAGGAGGAGGCUCAAUCGGCGGCGGCGGUUCCUCCUCUUCAUCCACCAGCCGCACCACCACCACUCGUUCACCUCCCUACUACACCACCCCGCGGCCCCUCCUCACCACCUCCCCCGGCCAGCGCUAUCGAACCACCACCACGGUCCGCCAGCCCGUCCCGAAUCCCGCCGGGGGCUCGUCAUCCGACACCAACCAGAUCCCCGACACCAACCAGAAAGCCGGAGGUCGCUCUCCUCCGGUUCAGGUCCCUCCGGCCGCCGCUCCUCAGCCUCCUGUCCCGCCCCCACAAGACUUCUGCAAUCCGAGGGUGACGGCGGACAUAUCAUGGCCCCGGACGCAGCAAGGCCAGACAGCCAAGCAGCCGUGCCCUGUGGGGACGCUGGGCGUGGCCACAUACGUGUGCGCGGCCCACGUGGGCUACUGGAAUCCCAAAGGCCCCGACCUCAGCAACUGCACGUCACCAUGGGUCAACCACAUCAUGCAGAAACUCCGCUCGGGUGAAACAGCGGCGAUCGUGGCUCGGGAGCUGGCAGAGCAGACCAAAGGGCUUCUGCGUCCGGGUGACGUGCCGUCCACGGUGCGUGCUAUGGCACAGCUCGUGGAGCUUCUGGAUGUACAGCUGAGGAACCUCACCCCGGGGGGCAAGGACAGCGCAGCCCGCAGCCUCACGAAGCUUCAGAAGAGAGAGAGGUCCUGCAGGUUUUUCACACAGGCUAUGGUGGAGACUGUGAAUAAUUUGCUGCAGCCGCGAGCCCAAGCGGCCUGGAGAGAGCUGCCCACCAGCGAGCAGCUGCACUCGGCCACUCUGCUCCUCGACACCGUGGAAACCGGCGCUUUUAUGCUUGCCGACAACCUCCUCAAGACGGACACUGUGCAGGAGACCACUGACAACAUCCAGCUGGAAGUGGCCAGGCUCAGCACGGAUGGGAACCUGGCCGACCUGACAUUCCCUCAGUCAGAACUACACGGAAACUCCAUCCAGCUGUCAGCCAGCACUCUCAAACAGCACGGCAGAAACGGUGAGAUCAGGAUGGCCUUUGUCCUGUACAGGAACUUGGGUUCCUACCUGUCCACAGAGAACGCCAGCGUCAGACUGAGCAGCGAGGCGGUCUACCCUAAUUACUCUGUGAUCGUCAACUCCCCUGUCAUCACGGCGUCCAUUAACAAAGAGAGCAAUAAGGUGUACCUGUCUGAACCCGUGGUCUUCACUGUCAAACACCUGCAGCAUUCGGAAGAGAACUUCAAUCCCAACUGUUCGUUCUGGAGCUACUCCAAGCGCACCAUGACGGGAUUCUGGUCGACGCAGGACUGCCGUCUCCUGGCGACCAAUCGCACGCACACCAGCUGCUCCUGCACGCACCUCACCAGCUUCGCGGUGCUCAUGGCCCACGUGGAGGUCAAGAAGGCAGACAGCAUGCACGACCUGCUCCUCGAUGUAAUCACAUGGGUGGGGAUCCUGCUGUCGCUGGUCUGCCUCCUUAUCUGCAUCUUCACCUUCUGCUUCUUCCGUGGACUGCAGAGUGACCGCAACACCAUCCACAAGAACCUCUGUAUCAGCCUCUUCAUCGCUGAGUCACUCUUCCUGGUCGGGAUCAACAGGGCCGAUCAGCCGAUUGCCUGUGCCGUCUUCGCGGCCUUGCUCCAUUUCUUCUUCUUGGCAGCGUUCACCUGGAUGUUCCUGGAAGGCGUGCAGCUCUACAUCAUGCUGGUGGAGGUGUUUGAGAGCGAACACUCCAGGACUAAGUACUUCUACCUGGCGGGAUACGGAGUGCCGGCUGUCAUAGUGGCCGUCUCCGCCGCAGUGGACUACAGGAGCUACGGCACCGACCGAGUGUGCUGGCUGCGUUUGGACACCUACUUCAUCUGGAGCUUUAUAGGCCCGGCAACGCUCAUCAUUAUGCUGAAUGUCAUCUUCCUCGGCAUCGCUCUUUAUAAGAUGUUCCAUCACACGGCCAUCCUCAAACCAGACUCUGGAUGUCUGGACAACAUCAAGUCUUGGGUGAUCGGUGCCAUAGCCCUGCUGUGUCUGCUCGGUCUGACCUGGGCGUUCGGGCUGAUGUACAUCAACGAGAGCACCGUCAUCAUGGCCUACCUCUUCACCAUCUUCAACUCUCUGCAGGGCAUGUUCAUCUUCAUCUUCCACUGCAUACUGCAGAAGAAGGUGCGCAAAGAGUACGGCAAAUGUCUGCGCACCCACUGCUGCAGCGGCAAGAGCGUCGAGACGUCCAUCUCCUCGUCCAGCAAGACGACCACGUCGCGGAUCCCGGGCCGCUACUCCACAGGCUCACAGGUGAGCUUACCUGCCUGCACACCCGGACGCUACAGCACAGCAGACUCUCAGAGUCGAAUCAGGCGGAUGUGGAACGACACUGUGAGGAAACAGGAGUCUUCCUUCAUCACUGGAGACAUCAACAGCUCCGCCACGCUCAACAGAGGAGCCAUGGCUAAUCAUCUUAUAACUAAUGCUCUCCUUCGUCCCCAUGGUACUAACAAUCCUUAUAACACUCUCCUGGGGGAUUCUGCAGUCUAUAACAACCCGGCCGUGGGCAUGUACAACACUCAAGCACCUUACCGAGACACAAAGGGCAUCCUGAACAACGCCAGAGACUCCAGCGUCAUGGACACCCUCCCUCUUAACGGUAACCACGCCAACAACUACAGCAUGGCCAGCAGCGAGUACUUGAGCGACUGCGUGCAGAUUCUGGACCGCAGCGGGGGCUACGGCACCCACGGCAACCACAAGGAGACGACGCUGGAGAAGAAGAUCCUCAAGGAGCUGACCUCCAAUUACAUCCCGUCUUACCUCAACAACCACGAGAGGGCCACCACGGAGCGCAAUCACAACCUGAUGAACAAGCUGGUCAACAGCAGCAUGGCCAAUGGAGGGAGCAUGGCAGGAGGCAGCAGCAGCAGCAGCAGCAGUGGAGUGAGCGGAUGCGUCGGCAGCGGCAAAGAGGACAACGGUCCCAUGGUGCUGGACAACCCGGCGGCGUUCCCGCAUGAGGAGAACCUCGGCCUGGAGAUCAUCAGGGAGGAGUCCAACGCCCCGCUCCUGCCUCCGCGGCCUCCUCCGCCAGACAGCCACCCGCCUCCGCCGCCUCCGCCCCACAGCUUCUCGCGGCCGAGGCGCAUCCCCCAGGAGACCAGCGAGAGCUUCUUCCCCCUGCUGACCAACGAGCACACCGACGAGCACACGCACUCGCCCAACCACAGAGACUCGCUGUACACCAGCAUGCCCGUGCUGACGGACCUCCCCGACGGCCAGAUGAACGGUUUAACGGACGGAGAGGAAGAGAGCUCGGGCGAGCUGCAGCCGUGUAAGAGCGCCACCGCCCCCGAGCUGGACGACGUCUAUUACAAGAGCAUGCCAAACCUGGGCUCCAGGAAUCACCUCCACGAGCUGCAGAGCUACUACCACAUGGGCCGGGGCGGCAGCGAUGGAUACAUGGUGUCCGGCAGCAAGGACGAGUCGGAUUCGUCGCCCGAGGAGCCGCCCAUAGACCCUUCCCACCUGGUCACGAGUCUAUAGAGCCAAUCAAGAGACUUCUAUCCCUCCCCCAGCCCACCUCUCACAUCUCCAACUCUCCAAUGAAAAACAUUCUGUGUCGCUGACUGACCGUGUGAGCUGGCCCCCCGGGCGCUGGGUUGAUGUAAUGUUUUUUUGGACAUUAACUAUGAUUCUAUGACAAUAAUGUAAGAGAUGUCGCUGGUCAAAUGGGAGCAGGAGCUGAAUGUAUUGUCAUAAAUGGUGCGGAGUGAAAGGGGCCGACCUGAGAGAAAGUGAACUUUGAACCCUGAGAAGGAGAGGACGAGGGAGGGAUUCUGUAAUUUUUCGCCCCACCUGUUACUUUAAUUAGGAUUCUUGGACGGACAGAAGCCCUUUCAAGUUCCUCAGUAUGGACCUCUAGCAGAUCAUAGCAUAUAGCCUCCACUACCACCAACCACCACAGGGAAGCUGCCCCCCCACCGACCCCCCUUGACCCCUGACCCCCGGUACAGGAGCUGCUUGUUUGUCCGUCUCACUCUUAAAGACACCUAUACAGGGAUAAUAUUUCCUUCUCUGGUGGUCACUACAUUAAACUGGCCGUAAAGAGGCCCCGCCCCCACUACCUGCCAAUCAAGUGGAGGAUGUAUGAUAUAUGCCCUUCACUACGGAUCAUCCCAAACAACUUUUUUUUAAACCCUGGGCAACCGAAAACUGUAACCAUACCACGCUGAUGUUUCUGAAUUCUCUACCUGGUCGUUCUCUGCUCAAACUGGAGUUGUGUGUGGGUUUGUGUAACAUUCCUGCGAGUUGUAGUGACUGCGGCUACUGUGUUAUUUCACUGAAAACAAAGACGGACGAUCAUAUUACUACAGAAAAAAAACAACAAAAAAAAAAAAACAAUGAGUUUUUUCUUCUGCAAAAACGUUUUUGGGGUUCUGGAAGGAUUCAGAAGAAAUCACAAACUGUUUCUAUGUAUUGUACAGAAUACAGAAUACAGAAUACAAAUGUUGCAUAUGACCAAGUCUUUACUUUUCUUUUUUCUUUUUCUUUUUUGAGUUUUGAGUUGCAAACCUUUUUGUCUGUGGAACUGUUCCGAUGUGUCCAUGAUGUGUUCUGGUCACGUGUAGACCGCAGGACGACGAGCAAAGAACAAUCUUUCAUGUCACUUCUUUUUCGUAAUUAAAGAGACAGUAACGCACUCCAUCAUUUCAAACGCAUUUACCCUCAGCACACCUCGUCCCGCUCCUUUUUAUAGCAAACGUCACUGGCACUUACAUUUUGCAGAUCAGUUGUUACUAUAUACUUUUUUUUUUACCACUGUGUAGAUUGAAAAAAAAUAAAAAAGGGGAAAGUAAAAGUGGCAAAGUUGUGGAAGAGACGGUAUCUUUUAGAAAAGACUCGCACUCCUGUCUGAGUCUCUGCUGGCGGCGGGUCUCAUCUCAUGCAUUCUUGAUAAAGCAUUUUCUUUCCUUUAGGCACAACGCUGCUUUAUGAAGCAUAUUCUCUCUAUUGCCAAAUAUUCUACAAAUUGACAUUACCUUGCUGUGCUGGUCCAGAUCUUAUUGUAAAGAGGGAGAAAAAAAGAAUAAAUAUAAUUCUCUUAACUUUAAAAAAAAAAAAAAAAAAAAAAAAGAGCGGGUUUCACUCGUGAAGUUCCCCGAGUGCACCGUGUCUGUGUAAAGAUGUGAGCACACAUCAGCACUGUCCAAUGUGGAAAGCCAAUGUUUACUUAUUUAGGAGAAAGAUUUUUUAUAAGUGUAUGAAGUGUAGCUUGCACAUGUAUCCCACAAGCCCCUCCUCCCUCCCUCCCUCCUCCUCCUCCUCCUCCAUGCCCCCCAGAGAGAAAUUAUUUAUUUAUCUGUUUAUUGGUUCUAAAGACAGCGAAAACAAGCUGAGAGGAAAGAAGGCCGGCUGUAGGCGGGAGGACAUCAAGUGGCACUGGGUUUGUUUUCUGGUUCCAUUUUUUUAAAUUAUUAUGAUCAUGAUUAUUCUUACGAUAUUAUUGAUAAUUAUUUAUUCUUUUUGUAUGGGUUCCAAGUUGAAUGAUCUCAUAACUAAUAUUUGUUGUAACAGUGAAAGUUGUUUGCCAACAAAUAAAUUACUGACAUAG